AUGUAACCACAUAUAGGCUACUUAUGUGGUCAGUCAGUAUUGGGAUUUUAUACUUUUAAACCCAUUAAUCUCUACAUUUUCUCAUUUAUUUGUAAACAUGUAUUUGCUCAUCAGAUUUCCGAAACAAACUUGUUGCCUUUUCUAAAAUAACCAAUUUUUUUCAAGUCACACCUGUAGCUGGUGUGAAACUACAGAGGGGCUGUGGGUUUUCCCACAGGUCAUAAUAGUGACGUUUACAAAACAUAAUGAUUUACAUAAGACAGACAAAUCUGAGUAAUACAUUAAUAAUAGACUGGUCAAAGUUAUAUGUAUCAAACAUGAUAUAUGACUGACGUAUCACAUGCUUCAAUACAGCGCUUUGACAUACAGGAAUGAAACCACUCGUGUCACGUGACUACUCACACCACGUAAAUAAAGCGUUCUGUGUAAAACAGGCUGCAUCACCAGGUUAGACCCUUUAAAGUCAAACGUACGCUACAUUUCCGUCACAAAUAUAUGGAAUUAAAUGGGUUAAUUGUACCGUUAAUUCGCCCCCCUUCUCUCCAUGCCCCGCCCCCGUUUGACGUCACGCACGUCUGUCGCGCGAAUCCCUCUCCGUUCACGCGAGCGCGCGCCCUCCCCAACUCGCGCGACUACAGAGUCGCUGCCUCCAGCCUAUGAUUCAAAGUAGUGUAGACUUCUUGCCCGGCUCCAGCUGUCUCUAGUCUCUCCAGGAAUGAGAAGCGAUGGCCGGCUCUGCCAACGAGGAGAAAACAUUCAAGAGGUUCUUGGAGCUCUUCUUGCGGGAGAUGAGGCCACCUCUCCAGGAGGACGUUCCUCUACCGAUGCGCCCCUUGACGGACCUGAUCUCGGAGGACGAGGUGGAGGGGGAAUGUCUCGACCUGUGUCUCCAGCACCUGUGUAAAUAUAAUUGCCCUUUUUCCUUGGCUGCAGCCCUGGCCCGUGCUACAGCAGACAGUAUCCUGCAAAGCGAUCUCUCCAUGUACUAUCUCAACAAGAGUGUGGAGGAUGGCACAGACACGCUGCCUCAGAUCGAUUCGGUGAAGCUGGCCCGGCUGGUCUUUAAUAAGCUAUGCGAGACGUGCUGUCAUUGGCUAAAGGAGUUCCCGUAUCGCCGCCGCCACUUGCCGUACUACGAGACCUCCAUCCACGCUAUUAAAAACAUGCGUCGAAAGAUGGAAGACAAACACGUCGUCAUUCCUGACUUCAACACACUUUUCAAUCUACAGGAUCAGGAAGAGCAGGCUUUUUACGCUGUGUUUGAUGGUCAUGGCGGGGUGGAUGCUGCCAUCUACGCCGCCAAUCACCUGCAUGUAAACCUGGUCAGACAAGAAAUGUUCAGUCAAGACCCUGGAGAGGCUCUGUGUCACUGCUUCAAACUGACAGAUGAACGGUUCAUACAGAAGGCAUCACGUGAGAAGCUGCGCUGUGGCACCACAGGGGUCGUGACCUUUCUGAGGGGUCGCACACUGUACGUGGCCUGGCUGGGUGACUCACAGGUCAUGAUGGUGAAGAGAGGUCAACCAGUGGAGCUGAUGAAACCACACAAACCAGACAGAGAGGAUGAGAAAAAGAGGAUUGAAGCUCUGGGUGGGUGUGUAAUCUGGUUCGGCACAUGGAGGGUGAACGGCAGCCUGUCCGUGUCAAGAGCCAUCGGUGAUUCAGAACACAAGCCCUAUAUCUGUGGAGACGCUGACCACACCACCUUCAACCUGGACGGCAGCGAGGACUACUUGAUCCUGGCCUGCGACGGCUUCUACGACACAGUGAACCCAGAAGAAGCUGUGCGAGUUGUCAGCGACCACUUGCAGGAGAACAACGGGGACACCGCCAUGGUGGCCCACAAGCUAGUAGCCUCGGCCCGAGACGCGGGGUCCAGCGACAAUAUCACGGUCAUCGUGGUGUUCCUCAGGGACCCCCGUUUGCCCCCACCCUCAGAUGAACCGGAGGAGGAGCCAGUGGAGGACGCAGAAGAGGAGAAAGAGGAAGUGGAGUCCUUGCAGAGUGAGCUGGUGUGUCAAGAUGGAGGGGCAGAGAAUGGAGGAAAGAACCGCGGCGGCUGGCCACUACAGCAGUGCUCGGCACCGGCCGACCUGGCCUAUGAAGACCGCAUGGAUUCGUUUACGGACAGAACAAGUCUGAGCAUCAUGGGGCCGGACCUGCGUGCAGAGACUGGCUGCUUCAGGCUCCCAGCUUCAUCCAGCCUCCCCCCGAUGAGAACCGUCAUGCCAGACCUCAUAUCCCCCUACGGGGGGGGCGGCGCGGCCUGGCGCCCCUACUCAGAGGACGGCCCCUCUGGGUACAGGCAAAAGCCGCAGCCUAAACCCAGAGUGCCCUCCUACACGCAGACCACCUCAGAUGGACAAUUGUUGGAGGUGGCUGCGCUCUUCCCUCAGGAGGGCCGGAGGAAGAGGCGGCUGGAAGUCAUGCCGCUGAGGAGGGAAUCACAGCGCCUGAUCCGGAGGGCUAGAGAAAGUCACGGCCCUCUGAGCUGCUUCCCUAGCGUGCCCUAUCCUCUCCGCUCUCCAGAGAGGAAGCCUGGGAUAGCCUUUCCCCAUGUAACCCACAGCAAAAGGGUCUAAUCGACAACUUCCUUGCCCCAUCAUGCCGCCCUCCGUCCCUGAAGCUAAAACACGCUCAUUUCACACAACACAUGACGUGAGCAUACACACACAUACAUGCAUACUCUGUUCCAAAACCUAGUGAGUAGCCUUCAUAGGCAGCAUUUUGAGGGACCUUUUAGUCACCUUGUAUUGGACAAAUUUUAAGGCAGCAUCACAUGUAUCCUUUGUGCAGAACACAAACCCAGAAUGAAGAGAGUGAAAAUCUUGAUCAAAACAGUUUACUAUAAUUUAAACCUGUUUUACCCAAUAUUUGUGUGUUUUAUAUAUAGUUAUGCUUAUCAGCAUGGAAGCUUAUUUUUUCUCACAAUUCAGGCAUUUUUCUUACGUUAUAAACCUUUGCACUUUUUUCUCCAAAUUCUGAUUUUACCUCUCACAGUUCAGAAUUUUUUGUCUCGGUAUUUGCAUCUCAUAAUUGUAUUAUUUUUCCCCUGAAUUUUUACACGCGUUAACCUGACUGCAUACACAUGCAGAGUUCUGUCAGAACUGUGAGAUGUAAACUCAAAAUUCUGAGGAAAUAAGACAGAAUUAACGAAUGCAAACUCGGAAUUCUGAGAUUAAAAAAUUCAGAAGUGCAAGAUUUAAACAGAAUUCUGAGGCCCUGUUUACCCUAGUGCGUUUUCAUUUUAAAACAAUCCUCAUCUACACUGGGGUUUUCACUGCUUUUCAGAAACGAUCUCUGUCCACACUACACAACCCAAAAUGCACGUCACAUGACCAUUCAUGCAGGAACAACAAUGAGCAUGAUGUUAUUGUUUACAUGGUCGCCAAGGAUACGCAGAGUGAAUGUGGGCAGCCACGUUAUCAUUUUCAAAAGUCUCUCCAUUGUGGUCCAUUUAACCAUAGCAAAAGUUAUACGUUUUAAAACACACUAGUGUAAGCGAAAACAUUGCGAGAAUUCAGAACAAAAAAAGAAAUGUAAAUUCAGAAUUCUGAGAAAAAAAUCACAAUUAAAAUACGCAUUUUUAUAUUUUUUUUUUCCAUGAUAAAAAUAAUAUCAACAUGCUAACAACAACCCCUAAUAAAAUUCCUUGUGUUAAUUGUUAUUUGUGUUGCUGCCUGUGUAGAGGAUUCAAAUGAGUCCAUUGUGAGGUUCCACAGAUGGAUGUCUGUGUAGGGAGAAGGCAGCGAGGCAACUCACUGUGUUCUGGAACAGAAACACAAUCAAACAUAUGAGAUCCUACAUUGCUUUAACGCUUUCACUCUCAUCUUAUAUGAGCCAGCCUAUCAGAAUCCUUCACCACUCUCAGCCAGCUUCCUCCUCAUCCUCAUAACCCUCUCUCUGGUCCAGAAUUAUUUGUGUUUGUGUGUGUGUGUGUGUCUUAGGAGAAAAAGAGUGUUAACACUAUGUUAACUCUAUCUUCUGUUCACACACACACACACACACACACACACACAGAAGUGAAGUUUCAGACAAACUCAGUGUAGAAUCAAGCAGUCAACAGUCUUAUAUCUGACAUUUGAUGGCAGAGGCAUGAUACAGCUUUUGGUUAUUGAAGCCAUUUUAAUGUUCAAACACUACAGUCUUCAGAGGAGCUGACAUUAUAGACCUCUAAAAUUAUUUUUUUCCUUUUUAUCUGAAGCAUAUACUAAUUGUAUGAACUGGUUACUCGAGGAUAUAAUGAUGUCUAUAAAUUACAGUUUAGGAUUUGUCUAUAAAUUGCAGCUCAGGCAUAAUUAUGAGUGGCAUCAUAUUCAUGUGUCUUAGUUUUUAACACACAUGCUGUUUAUGACCCCAUGUUUUACCUUGUUCAUUUUGUUAGAUGUGUCCAUUUAUCUAAAAACCAUGGAUGGUGCUUUUCACAAAUAGGAUACAAUUUAAGUGUUGUUGUUUUUUACUUUCCCAUUUAUUUUAUUUUAAUAAUAGUAUGUCUUUAAUUUUAAUAUUUAGUUUAUUGCUAGGAAAUAACAAAAUUAUAAAACUUGAUAAGUGGGUUGCAAAAAUUGCAAACCUCAUAUAAAAUCAAUGUAAAAUAAACCAACUCAUAAAAUAUUUAAUUUGACCUCGGUAGGGUGAUGGUCAUCAUUUUCUGAAGUUAAUUUUCUGAUCAUUUGUUGUGAUUUUUAAGAGGCUAUGUUUUGUAUUCUAUUUGUGGAAAGUACUGGGCUGGUUUUGGGCAGCUGCCACGUCGACGCAUUUGCACAUUCACCAAAUUUCCAGCCACCCUUUGAUGACGCUAACUACAAAUAACAUAACCCACUGACAGACCACACCUGUUGCUUUUCCAAUCAUUGCCUUGGAGAGAAACAUAUCAGAUCAAAUUUAGAUGCAGUAUAUAUUCUAUACACUUUCAGUUUCAAAACCAAAGAUGAAAAUGACUGAGAAUUCAUCAGGAGACACUACCUAAACCGUGCUUCAUCUACAAGAGCUUGUUGUUAAACCCUGUAGAGCAGGGGUACCCAACUCUGCUCCUGAUGAUCGACUGUCCUGCAAAGUUUAGCUCCAACCCUAAACAAACACACCUGCCUUUUAUUUUUAAGUGAGCCUGAAGACCUUAAUUAGUUGCUUCAGGUGUGUUUGAUUAGGAUUGGAGCUGAACUUUGCAGGACAGUCGAUCUCCAGGAGCAGGGUUCGGCAACCCUGCUGUAGAGAAAGAUUAGUCCAAGAUAUUCACUUCCUGUUCAAAACAAAUACGUUUGGCCAAAUAUCUCUUAUCAGUUAUCUUUAUAUUGGCAAACUGGAUUAAGAUUUGAUUAAUUGUCAGAUUUAAGUUUGUAUGGGAUGUGUAAAUGUAGCCAGAGAGGUUUGCUUGACAACAGAAUAAGGCUGAUAGGAGAUGCUCAUAGUUUGAAGUGCCCCUCAGGUGUUGAGGACAUGGAUAGUUGAGUUCUAGCAGCACAAUGUGUGCCUUUAUUAUCUUCAACAUGGGUCUGUUUUUGACAGGCUUGAAAGUGCAUGUAGAGUAAAUCUGAUCGCUCUACCACUUUUUAUUUCUGUACACUACCAGUUUCUUUAUUUUGAAAUGGAUACAACACUUAAAAUUAGGAGAGAAUUUGUUGCAAUUAUAUAUACUGUACUUUAAAAUUUCAAUUUAAGAAGAGUACAGCGAGGGAAUCACUUUUAUGUAUUUUAAGUAUUAUCUCUCUCAGUCACUGAUAUCAGGGCAUCAUGUAUAGAAGUUAAUUGCUUUGGAAGUUCUGUGCCUGAAAGGGACAACAAGCUUCAAGCAAUAUUUUGGGUUAGGGGAUUGUUCACCCAAAAAUGACAAUUCUGUUAUCUUUUACACACCCUUAAAUAGAUAUUUUGAAGAAUGUUGGUAACGGUUACCAUUGACUGUCAUUGUAUUGACAAAACAAACAAAGACAUUUUAAAAAUGUAUUUCUUUUAUCAUACAAAGAAAAAAAAAAACAUUAUUUUGGAAUUACUUGAGGGUGUGUAAACAUAUGAGAAUGUUAAUUUUCAUUUUUGUGUGAUCUAUCCAUUUAAGAUUACCAUAAAAAAUAAUGUUGCCUCAUUUUUAAAAAUGAAUCAAAUAUAUCCCCUCUAAGCAACUGUCACAAUGUUUCAAAAGUAUAAAUUUAAUAGGCUACAUUAUCUUAGACUGAGACUAGUGUGAUCAAAUCCCUUACCAACUUGUCUGUGCCAUUAUAUUCAAUCUUUAAGCUGAUUCAAAGAACUUUGCAACUCAAAAAACAAACAUUUGGACUGAAGAAUUGCUUUAACAACAAAAUUCCAGUUUCCAGCCAUUCCACCUGUAAACAGCCAUAUUUUGAAACUAUUUAAAAUGAUUUGCAGUUGUAACCGUCACUAUUUAUCUGAUUAUUCAUUCUUUAAUCAUCGUACAGUACAUAUGCGCAUUUUCAUAUUUGACACGUAUGAUGAUGUCACAGCUUUGAUGACAUUGGAUGCUUCUGUUCAAGAUACAUGUGUUGGUCUUGUGCUUGACACAAACCACGUGUGUUUCUGAUUAGCAGUGCUGCAACCCUUAACUACUUCCCUCUUACAUCUAUAACUAGCGGAAAGACUUGUGCCAUCCCUACUGUGCCAUUGCAUUGAUCAGUUUCCAUUUAUUUACUUUUUUGUUGGCGGACGGAUGGAUAACGGGUGGGGGCGGAGCAUAAAUGUCCAUUAUUUGUGUGUUGUCAUUCAAGCUCCCUUCAUCCGCCUCCAACCAUGAAAUUCACCCACAUAAAGCCUGAGCUUAACGCCAUCAAGGCUCUCCUGCCAGAAAAAGGGGCUUGAAUGGGAAGUUGAUCUGUUAUGGUGCAUUUUAACUGGUCCUGAAUGUACAUUCAGAUGUCGAAUGUACUGUAAGAGGAACCCUUCAAACAGAGACAUGGAGCAGGAUCAGUGAAACUUACCCGCAUUAAAAGAUGCCCAGACUGUCCCGAAUGUAUGUAGGCCUACGCAAUCUACCGUCCAUUAUGAGAUUCGCCACCGGAUUUUCUACCCUUUGUGGAAGUUUCUAAGCACGUCACCGGCUGCCCUGCCAGAUAUAUCAUGCCUUGUAAAUCCUAGAUCUGCACUAGAAGCUGAAAAUGUUCCCUCACGGCUUUCGAGACGGGAUUGAUGACCAGAGAUUGAUGAGUGCAGCUCACAGGACACGGACCUCAUGAUGAAGCUGCGCUCGAGAUGAUAUAUACAGAGAGAUAGAUUCAGAGAUAACCUUUCCCUUUCGCCCUCACCAUCAUGUACAAUCUCCCUCCAGAUCAUUCCUCUAGCACCUCGUACGGGGCACAGAUUAUAUAUCGGAAGUGUAGUAACUUACAUAUAUUGUAUACAUGUAUGUGUGUUUUGAGCGUGUGCGUGAGUGCGCGUAACAUUUGGGAUGUGUAUGUGACGUCUGUCUUCUAAAUGUGCUAUUUUAAUCACCACUGAUAACUCAGAUGGAUACAGAAGUCUGUAAUGCUUUUCAGUAACCCUUGGCCCCGCCCCCUUCUCACUGAAGUAUGUACUUGAAAACUACUUGGAUGCGCGCGAAAUCUAACAGAUACAGCACUGGGCGUCUGUAAUACAGUCACAGGCCCUCGCUUAUUCACCGAGUGGUAAUGAGUCAAAGGACCAAAGUUUUCGGACAGUUCGUUUCAGUGAAGAACAUCUCACUUCAUCUUCACAUACUCUUGAGCCUUGGCCCCCUGUGGACUGACUGUUAGACUCAGCGAUUCCCCUGUUAGCGAUAGUUUCUGCGUCGAGGCCGCGCUCUCGAUCUUUCAUGACGGUUAGCCCUCCUCACUUGCUGUCACUGCUUUUGUCCAUGUACUGUUCAGUACUGCUCUUUUUCUGCUAGCAAUAAUGAACCUACGCAAGCCAUGAGUGAAGAGAGCUCUUCAAAGGGUUCGUCUUCUCUAAAGCAAAGCUGAGGAAGGGUUUCCAGACAACUUAGAGGGGAAAAAACAAACGUAUCUUUAAAAAGAAACCUAUGUUACUGAUGGUCAUCACUGUAUUCUAUUAAACCUGUGUUGAUGAGAAACCA
This is a messenger RNA of Cyprinus carpio (common carp), 8035 nucleotides long. It is a transcript of the gene ppm1e, whose product is annotated as protein phosphatase, Mg2+/Mn2+ dependent, 1E. Gene Ontology annotation, molecular function: protein serine/threonine phosphatase activity; cation binding. Gene Ontology annotation, biological process: protein dephosphorylation; negative regulation of protein kinase activity. Lineage: Eukaryota; Metazoa; Chordata; Actinopteri; Cypriniformes; Cyprinidae. The record is from RefSeq and is a predicted model, not a curated record.